ACUGCAGCUUCUGCUCUGAUCGUGACGCAGCUGGUCACUGGGCAGCUGUGACCAGAGAAACUCUGUGUUUCACUGUUCUUCUACAAAGUCACUGACCGGCUGCUUCACGUGACCGAGCUCUGAUCUCACUGCGUGUGAGUAAGUUAACGCGUUAAUUCCACAAAUGAAUCAUCCCGCCUUAUCGCGUUAAUUUUGACAGCCCUAGUUAUAAUACAUUAUGAUAUGUUACGAUACGUUACAAUACGUUAUGAUAUGUUACAAUAUGUUAAAAUCCGUUAUGAUACGUUAUGAUAUGUUACGAUACUUUACAAUACGUUAUGAUGCGUUGCUAUAACUUAUGAUACAUUACGGAAUGAUCUGGAUAUUAUACAUUACGAUACGUUAUGAUACUAUAAUCCUUUAUUAGUCCCACACCAGGGAAAUUUACAGUGUUUCAAGGGGACAGUUAAAAAAAUAGACAUUGGUAAAAUAGUAACAAGUAAAUAUGCAAUACUUAACAAUUCAAGGAAAAUAGAAAUAUAGAUAAUAAAUGGAAUAGAACUAAUGUAUACAAUGUAAACAGAAUAUAUACAGUGUGGGGAUAUAUAUACAGUGUAACAGAUUACAUAUAAGAUAUAGAAUAGCGCAGAGAGAAAUGAAUUUUGCACAGUUAAGUGAGUUAAACCUGAUAAAAUAAGAUAAUCCUUCAUAAAUCCCACAGUAGGGAAAAGGUCUGUGUUGCAUCAGCAAUAAGGACAGUCAAAAAUACACAUCAGUAGAAGUAAUAUGUAAACAUACAAUAUAAACGCAAGGAAGAAUACAAGUAUGGAAUGGAAUGGAAAUAAUAUAUACACUCUAAACAGAAUAUAUAUACAUUGAGCAGAGUAUAGAAAUCUCAGUUUGAGGUAUAUUUAAGCUAAGAGGUGGUUGCAUCAAUACAUGAUUCAGCUUAAUAAGAAAUUGUUCCUUGCAGUUUCGUUUCACUUGCUCAUGUGCUGAGGAAACCACCAGCGAAACUUCAGCCUCCUCCUCAAAAUUAUUACUCAAGUUUACUCGCAUACUGAUUAUUAACUUGGAAGGAGGCUUGUUUUCUCAAAUCACCUCCUGUAGCAGAAGUCUUUAAGGUGGACGUCUUAAAACAGGUGGCCUCACAUGGAUUGAGUUAAACCUGUAAAAUGGAGGAAGCUGGACACAGAGGACGGAGGAAUAAAAAUCCCCCUGUGGGCACAAUACUGCUCCUCAUGUGCAUGGUCGUUCCCACUUUGGCAUAUUUGCCAUCUUCAGAGUCCACGUGUCCCACUGACGACUACUCCCCUGCAAAGGGAAUUUGUUGCAACAAAUGUUUGCCAGGUAAUAAGCUUGUAGAGGUGUGUAAUGCUACGGGUCACAGAAGUAAAUGUGCUCCAUGUCCUACUGGACAAUUCAUGGAUAAGAUUAAUUACUCCACCAGAUGCAGAGCGUGCAGUGUCUGCAAAGCGACAAAGAAUGAAAAGACUCUAAAAAAAUGUGAAAAAGACCAAAACACUAUUUGUCAAUGCUAUGACGGUCAUUACAGAUCUUACAUCGACUCAGUAACGUACGAGUGUCGCAAAUGUGCACAAUGUGGACCUGAUGAAAAGGAAAAGCAAAACUGCACAAACCUGACAAACACAGUUUGUGAAUGUAAGGAGAACUACUACAGAGUCAAAAAAACGUGUGAACCCUGCAAGAGUUGUACCAGUGAGUGCAACCAUGGCUGUCCACUUCCUAGUCUGAAUCCAAAUGGUAACGACAGAGGAGAGCAAUUUUUCACAAACAUAAUUGCUGGAGUUGUUGCUGUGGCUCUUGUGUUGUUGGCGCUGGUCGCUCUCAUCACUCACGUGGUCACUAAACGCUCCAUCAAGAAGAAGUGGGCACAGCCGUCCUCCCAACCGACUGAUGAUUCUCCGGACUCUUCCGAGGUGGUCCUGAUCUGUAGUGAAGGAUGUUCAGACAACAGCAGCGUCGAAGUCACUCCCAACAGCUCUGUGAGUGACCAGCUGCCACCCAAUCUGCCUGACUGUGUCCCCCUGGAAAUCGAGACCUCUGACCUAAUCUACUCAGUGUUGGAUCUAGUUUCUGCGCUGCAGGUGAAGCAGCUGGUGCGUACUCUAGGUGUGAGGGAUACAGAGAUCGAACAAGCAGAGCUGGAUCACCGGCCCUGCAGGGAGGCUCACUACCAGAUGCUGCGGUUGUGGGCUGAGAGAGUGUCUCGUGCGGAUGGAGGAGGUCAAAGUGGAAUGCUGCACUGGCCUUUGUUGCAGGAGUUGUUGGACAAACUGAGGACGAUGCGCCUGGGAGGGGUGGCCGAGGAGCUGGAGACAAAGUACAGCUUUCAGUAAUUCACCGACGCUAACAAAAGCUUAUGAAACCAAGUAUUGUUCUCUUUGGAGACCCCCUCACGGACAGCCUCAAAGCAAAAAGACACGGGGCUACCACCAAAGCAGCAGUUUUACUUCAAAGCCAACCAGCAUCACUGAGGGAUCUACCUCUUGUUCCCUUCACCCACUGAGACGACAAGACCAAACUCCUGAGAGGGACUGAUGGAAACGUUCGGGGAGGGGGAGCCACUGAAAAUAGGAUUUUUCCGCUGAUAAACUCUGCUCAACCCUUUGUAAUGAACUUCCAGCAAUGCAUGUGUAUGUGUACUUAUGUGUUUUUUAAAGUUUAAAGAGUACACAUUUUGGGUAAUGGGCUUAUUUUUUCCAAGCGUUAGUUGAGAAUAUUGACACCACUUUCACAAUGUGAACAUUCUCUUUUUCUUAUCGAACUCAUCCAGUCAGAGAGCAAAUAUAUAAUAUAAUUACAUAGUAUAAUAUAAUCUAUGAAGAUCUUUUUAUACACGGUGUCUCAGAUGCGGUGUUGCAUUAGUAUCACUGCACUGAAUGUCUUUGGCAAUAUAUGGGAAUAAUAGUCUUUAGGAUUUCAUACUAGACUAGUGACUUGUUACUGUACAGAAUGCUUUCGAUAAUGUAAUUUGUACCGAAUCAUAUUUUCAUGUGGCUUUAUCAACUUUUUAUUGAACAGCAGACAUUUUUUGCUAUUAUCUGCCAUUUGAAGAGUUGGCCAAUUAGAUGAUUCCAUUUAUGUCAAAAGUCACUUUUGCAAGGUGACAAGGUGCCGAAAGCUUAGGAAGCUAUUUACCUAGUCCUUUCCCUGCCCUCUGUCCAGGGGCAGAUCCAUGGGCGAGGCCAGGUAAAAUAAGAUUUUUUUUAAGUAGCAACUCACUCACAAUAAAGUUAUUGUUGCUAACCAUUUUAAUUUUCUAAGCUUCUUUGAAAAAAUGCAUUGAUGUGUGGCUUUGCUCUAAGCUAUAGCGCAAACUGUAAACAAGAAAUGACUUAAAUGUGCACCUUACUGAAUCAGGAUCUGUGCAACGAUGUUGGACAUAAGAUUACAGGUAGUACACAUUUUAAUGGUGACUAUUUACCCUGUACCAUGAAGUUAACUGGUAAUGUUUUAGUAGUUCCUGCUUAUAGUGGGUAAAAUAUAUCCCUCUGCUGCGUCUUACAGACGUUUCACAGUCCCAUUAUCAUUCUUUUAAGCCCCAUUAUACAAGCAUUAUUCAUGACUGUAGGACAGAACGGGACACACCUUGUCUCAGCCUGUCUCAGCCAAGCAACUUUUAUAGGACCAGUUCCAGCCUGCAGAUUCUGAUAUGAAUCAGUCAUGCUCUCUCGGAUUAGAGACUUGUCAUUCCAAAGCACUUUUGUAUUUUACUUUAUGAGAUGGAAACAUGUAUCGAGCGAACAAUCAAUGCUGAGCAGCAGCCAUGUUAAAUGUAAAACUCUGAUCUUUGAAUAAAUGUAUCUUUUUA
Hippoglossus stenolepis (Pacific halibut) is the source of this 3814-nucleotide messenger RNA. It is a transcript of the gene tnfrsf1a, whose product is annotated as tumor necrosis factor receptor superfamily, member 1a. The coding region runs from base 1155 to 2339 and encodes 394 amino acids. Gene Ontology annotation, cellular component: signaling receptor complex; mitochondrion; membrane raft. Gene Ontology annotation, molecular function: tumor necrosis factor receptor activity; tumor necrosis factor binding. The record is from RefSeq and is a predicted model, not a curated record. The transcript has 10 exons. NCBI's taxonomy places the organism in Eukaryota, Metazoa, Chordata, Actinopteri, Pleuronectiformes, Pleuronectidae. Gene Ontology annotation, biological process: signal transduction; inflammatory response.